AGGGGGCCGGGCCCGGCCGCCAUCUCCCGCCUCGUUCCCUCCUCCUCCUCCCCCGCCGCCGCCGCUGCCUCCUCCACCGCCGCCGCCUCCUCCUCCUCCUCGUCUCUCUCCUCCUGCUGCUGCUGCUGCUCCGCGGAGUCUCUGUCCCGACUCUCCCACUCACAUCGCUGCUGCUGCUGCUUCUUCCCUGCGCAUCAAAACCCUCCUGCACAGGCAAGUCGCGGGCGGAAGGAGCCGCGGCUCCCGUUGUGCCUCCAGUAGGUGAGGCGGCGUGACAUGAACGGAGACCUGCAGAAAAAAGGGGAAGGCGUGCAGACAUCCGGGGCAUCCACGAUGGCCUCCACAGAUGUUUGGACGCAGGAUGAUCUGACGACGCUCCUUGACCGCAUGCAUGCCUUGGUUCCCGAGAGCGACACAUUGAAAUUCAAGACCACCGAGCUUCACUUUGACUGGGAGAAAGUCAAGUUCGGUCCCUACUCGGGCGAAGUAUGUCGUGAAAAAUGGCUAAAGCUGACCACCGAGAUCCGCAAAUAUCGCACGAUGACGGAGUUGCUGAUCGAUGCAAGAGAGUUCGUGAAGAAUCCCUACAAGGGAAAGAAACUUAAGACACACCCCGACUUCCCUAAGAAGCCGCUCACGCCCUAUUUCCGCUUCUUCGUGGAGAAACGCUCCAAAUAUGCAAAGCUGUACCCAGAUCUCAGCAACCUGGACCUCACGCGCUGCAUGUCCAAGAUUUACAAGGAGCUGCCCGAGAAGAAAAAGAUGAAGUACAUAGAAGAGUACCAAAGGGAGCUGGAAAACUUUGAUAAGGCCAUGGCCAAAUUCCGGGAGGAGCAUCCAGAGCUGGUGGACACUGGAAAGAAGAAGUCUGAUCACCCUGAGAAACCCAAGACGCCACACCAGCUGUGGUACAACCACGAGAAGAAGAUCUUCAUGAAGCAGAACACGGAGAUGAACCAGCGGGAUGUGAAGGAGGCUCUGCGCAAGCAAUGGUCUCUCCUGCCCGACAAGAAGCGUCUCAAGUGGAUCCACAAAGCCCUGGAGCUGCAGAAGGAGUAUGAGGGUGCGGUGCGCAACUACAUGGAGAGCCACCCCGAGUACGUGCACGACGAUAACAUCAAGUCGGUGCUCUCCAAGGCAGAGAGACAACUCAAGGACAAGCACGACGGGAGGCCCAGCAAGCCCCCUCCGAAUGGCUAUGCGUUGUUCUGUGCCGAGCUGAUGGUGGGGCUGAAGGACAUCCCUUGCACGGAGCGCAUGAUCGAGUGUAGUCGGCAGUGGCGGUCGCUACCACACAAGGAGAAAGACUCCUUCCAGAAGCGUUGUGAGCUGAAAAAACGGCAGUUUGAAGUUGAAUUUCAGAGGUUUCUUGAGAGCCUACCGGAGGAGGAGCGGGAGAGGGUGGUGAAUGAAGACAAGGGCAAGGAGGGGAAGUUGGCGACUUCCACUGCCAGCCGGCCACCGGUGUCAAAGGAGGAGGAUGGGAGGGACAAGAAGGAAGCCUGGAAGCGAGGAAAGAUGCCCGAGACGCCCAAAACGGCAGAGGAGAUCUUCCAGCAAACGAAGCUUGUGGAGUGCCUGGUGAAAUACAAGAAUGACAAGAAGAAAGCCCUGAAGGCGCUGGACGCAGAGUGGAAAGGUUUGGACAAGAAGCAAAAAAUAUUUUGGAUCAAAGCAGCGGCAGAGGACCAGAAGCGAUAUGAGAGAGAAAUAACUACCCUGAGGACAACGGCCGCCCCCACACAUAACAAGAAGGUGAAGUUUGAGGGGGAGCCCAAAAAGCCACCAGUGAGCGGUUAUCAGAUGUUCUCGCAGCAGUUGCUGUCGAACGGUGAGCUGGCGCGCAUCGACCUUAAGGACCGUAUGGUGGAGAUCGGCCGGCGCUGGCAGAAAAUGUCACUCGCGCAGAAGGAGAAGUACAAGCAGAUGACGGAGGAGGCACAACGCAAAUACCAGGUGGCGCUCGACGCCUGGAUCAAGACGCUGUCAUCUUCUGAACGGGCAGCAUACAAAGAGUCCAUAGCCAAUAAGCGUAAAGGCGGCACCAAGUCGAGCGCACCACCAGCCAAGAUGCGCAUCACCAUGCCCAAGGCAGACACUUCGGACUCGAGCGAUGGCGAGGAUGAUGAUUCGGACGAGGAGGAGGGCGAUGGGACAUCGGGCUCGGACAGCGAUGACAGCGAUGAAGAUGGCGAGGAGGCAGAAGAAGAGGGAGAGGAAAACCAGAGCAGUGGCAGUGAUUCUUCGACGGAUGAUUCUGAUGACUCGGACUCUGAGUAACCUCUGCCCAGCUCGUCAGUACCGACCGUUCCAUCCAAACUUAAUACUUUUUUUUUGUAUCCAACUACCCUUGCCGUCUUACAUGCAACAAAAACUUGCAUUGACACACACGCACGCACCCUAUUGCUGGUUGAAUUUUCCGGCAGGGUAUACAUGUACAAAUUGAUAACAUUUAGGGCAUUAUGAGCAGCCAUUUUACCUUUAAGCUUCAUUACCAUCUUUGGCAUGUCGUGUUAGGCAGUUUUGGGAAGAGAAAUAGUAAAAAACACUAACUGUGCUGAUUUCAUUUGGAGGUUAUAACUUUUUUUUACAUAAAGCAUGGAACUUUAUGAUGUUAAUGACAACCCAAGGGCUGCCAAUUUUAGCAAAAUUUGACAAUUUAUGGUUUCAACCAAACAGGUUAUUUUUUUUACACAUGCGACCUGUUUCUUUUUUGUCAUCACUUAGUACAUAUUGUGUAAUUUGUGAACAAUUGUACAUUCUUUUGCUAAUGGGGAUUUUACAUCAAUGGGGAUCUAACUUGGCGGUGACAUGGCCCAGCGAUAGCACGUUUGCUGCGUGCUUCAGUUGUUCGUGGUUUGAGUCCAGCAGGCUGCCCUGGUUUAUACAAUGUAUGUGUUUAACCGUAAAAUGCUUUGCACCCUCUGCUUCACGGAGAACCUGAAGGGAUCCCCUGAUGUUAUUUGUUGCCCAGAAUUUGCGAAAUUUUAAAAUAGCCGACAAAUUACUCAGUUGGGAUGACACAUGGAAGUCAUAAUCCCCGACUGGCAAACUAAAUAUAAUGCCUGCUUUGCAGGUGGGUUGAGUCGUCCCCUCCUGCUGCACAGGGAUAGCUGCCAUUGCGGUUCCUUUUCAAACGUUAGAAAUGUGAUGCAAGUUACUUAAUGUGUAAAUUGAUCUGAGGGCACUUUAUUAAAACAAACAGCAUAGAUUUAAAUAGUGUGUGGAAUAUUUUUAGUGGCUAUCUUGGAUUGUUUGCAACCAUGUUGGAUGUUGUUGUGUGUGGUCCAAAGUGUUUACGAUUGAAGCAUGUAUCCAUCCUUUGUAGACGUCUAAUACUUAAAACGUAUAGGUACUGAAUUAUAAUAAGAAAGCCAUGUUCACUCUUCAUAUGUAUUAUUGGGACUUAAUUGGAAUUUCGGUAUCCUACAUUUAUAUAAAAAAUUACGUAGAUGACAAUCCUUGACAGCCACACAAUGAAUGACCUUAAUAUUACAUCCAUCACUAAGCUAUUUCAAGAAUGUCCAUCUGUGGGUGCAAGCAAUAAUCUGAAGGCAAAGCUAAAAAAAAGUGUAAAAUAUUAAUUCUGGAUAUUCAUGCAAUUGGUAAUUUGGCAUCCGUAUUUUAAGCUAAUGUUGAUAUUACAAUUCCUGCUUUAUAUAAGCAGAGGUUGAAUGCCUAAAUCUUAAGUAAUCUUGUCUCGUACAGAUAGAUGCCAACACAUCAAAACGUAUGGUGAAUACAUUGCAAAAUCCAAGAAUGGCUGCAUAUGAUUAAAACGAUGGAUAACAAAAAAAAACAUUUUAUUUACUGUAAAUCAUUGAUCUAAAAAUCUACAUUGGCACAAAUGUACCAAAGAUUUUCACAUCAUCAAUCUUGCAUUAUGUUGCCCUUAAUCAGUGAUAACUUUUUUGUUGUAACAGUUAAGUCAUGUGUCCUGAUUUCAUACAAAAGAGUUGGUUCAUUUGGCUAAACCACAAACUAUGAUAUUGAUCAUGUUAAUUGGGGCGAGGGAGGGGUUGGGUGGGGGGGAAAAGGGAAAAAAACAUCCAACAAUGGCUGCACCUUUUGUCAUCUUUUCAUUCCAUGUACUUAAAUACGUUGGAUGAAAGCCACUUGUUUUGCCUGAAACACAUUCAUCUUCAGGAUCACAAACAACCUGAGUGUUCUAUAAUGGUGGUAAAUAGGUCUCUAGGAUUUUUUUUGCUUUAAGUGUCGUAAACAGUGUUCCCUGUCAUGUAGGGAUUUUUAUAUAACUAAACUUUGAUCUGAGCUGCAGCCUGUUAUGUAUGUUUCCCUACAUACAAUCCUGCGCCCGUAUUGAAGGGACAAUUCAUUCACACGUUAACUUGUAUUAGCAACCUUGUACAGAUUGUUUUGUUUACAUUCGGAGAAAUGUGAUAAAUUGUUUUUUUCCUAA
This is a messenger RNA of Lethenteron reissneri (Far Eastern brook lamprey), 4420 nucleotides long. Its product is annotated as nucleolar transcription factor 1-B-like. The record is from RefSeq and is a predicted model, not a curated record. NCBI's taxonomy places the organism in Eukaryota, Metazoa, Chordata, Hyperoartia, Petromyzontiformes, Petromyzontidae.